This is a messenger RNA of Oncorhynchus mykiss (rainbow trout), 2315 nucleotides long. The record is from RefSeq and is a predicted model, not a curated record. NCBI's taxonomy places the organism in Eukaryota, Metazoa, Chordata, Actinopteri, Salmoniformes, Salmonidae.
GGAUGGGAAUGGAGAGAGAGAGAGGGGGGCAUGGGCAAUCUGCCAACGCUGACGGAAAGCUGCUUAGCGCAACCAGUUGCCAUGGAUACAGUCAGGGGCAGCACCUUGUGUGUGAGAAAAAAAGAGAGCGAGAGAGAGGGAGAGGGAGGGAAAACCAACAGGCAAGCGUCAGACAGAACCAGUGAGGAAGUGAGAGAACACCAAGCUGCAGGACAGAGAGUGAGUGAGAGAGACAGAGGGAGCGUGAGAGAGACAGAGAGAGACAGCCAGAGCAAAAGAGGGAUAGAGUGAUAGCUAGAAGAUGGAGGUUCAGUCAGAAUGCAUUGAGCCUCCUCCACCUCCACGCGAUCCCCAGCCGCCAGGGAAGAUCAACAAAGCAGCCUUCAAGCUGUUUGGAAAACGACGCUCCGGAAUGGCCGGAUUCUUCUCUUUCAGGAACAAAGGGGUCAACAGGAACGGGAAUUCUGUGAAUGUGAAUUCUGUGGGGGAUACUAAUGAGCUCGUCAGGAGUAAAACGCAUGAUGGACUAACGAGCUUGGAACCAGACGGACAGAGAGGGGAGGAGUCCGGAAUAUCAGAGGCGGGACAGGUGAGGCCUCUCAGCAAAUCACUGAGCUUCUUUUCGCUGCUCAGACGAGGAAGUGUGAGAGUCAAUGAGAAUACAGGGUUUGGGAGAAGGGGGAGGGGUUUAAAAGGCUUCUUCAGUAGUAUGAAAUGGCGGCGGAAGGAGAAUGUGAUGGCGGGAGAGGGGGAGGUAGCGGAGGUGAGAGAGGGGGAAGUGAUUCUAACAGAAGAAGUGAAAGACAUCACUCUGACCUUCGAACCCCAGCCCCGCCUGCCCCUGGAGGAUCAUGGUAGCUCGGAGGCUGAGAAAAACACAGAAUCGGCAGGAACCUCUCCCUCCAACAACGCCACGACACCACUUACGCAAUCAAUCGCCUUGACGACAAACCUGUCAGAAUCGCUCUAUACGCCAUCCCCCUCCCCUCUCCGCACCGUUCUCCACUCAAAACCCAUAACGUCAAUUGCCUCUGUAACGGCCAUCCCCCCUCUGGAUCAGUGUGACCCCCCCUCCGAACCCUCAGUAGACCGGCUCUGUUCAGUCCUCUUCACUGACGUCACUUCACUCAAGAGCUUCGAUUCACUGACGGGGUGCGGUGACAUCAUCGCAGACGCAGAGGAGGAGGGGGCAGGAAACGGGGGAGGAGGAGUAGGAAGUGCUACUAGCAGUAGCACUAGUAGUGGAGAAGGAGGAGGAGGAGGAGGAGUACGAAGCUCCAUUAAUACCCAUGUCACCCCUUCCACCCCUACCUCCACCUCCGCUACUGCCUCUACCCCUGGCCCCCUCCCUGCCAGAGCACGGUUGAUGCCCUCUCACUCUGCCCCGACUCAACAGCCCUCUGGCAGCGGCGUGGUGGCCUACAUGGGGGGUGGGGAGGAGAUGGCCAGCCCUGACGGGGUGGACGACGCAGACAUGCAGGGGCUCUGGCACAUGCUCCCCUCUGGGGGAGAAAACUCCCCCACUUUCCUCCGAUCCAACUCUCACCUGGCUCCCCUGAGGGGUACAGAGCGGAAAUUCACCCAGGUCAAGUCUCUGGGACUCAGCAAGAUCCCUGUAGUGGGGGGAGGAAGGGUGACUAAACUCCCCACUCACGCCGCUUGCCAAACCUCCUCGCCCAAUGAGAAGGAGACUAAGGAGGAAGUCCCACCCCAACAGGAUGUCCCGGCUCUUAGGGAUGAGGGCUACUGGGAUACGCCCUCUGCAACCCCCACGGCAACGCCUGACAACGGCUUCCUGCGGAACCAGAGGCUUGGCCUAAUGUGUGACAGCUGCUCUGGCGAUGCACUCUACGACCUCUACAACGAGGAAUUGGAAAGAUCUGAUGACGAGGAAGAGGAAGAAGAUCUGAUGAGUACUCCUUCCACCUCUGCAUGUGAGUACAAACUCAGCCCUCUGGCCCGGACUACUCCUCCUUUCUCCUCCUCCUCUUCCUCUUUCCACUCGAUGAAGGGAAGCACUAGCCUUCCCCGCGAGUCCAAAAUCCCUCUUAGUGUCAGACAGACCACACCCCCUCACUCUGUUAGCCAAUCAGCUCUUUCCUCUGUCCACGCAACUGCUCCUCCCUCUGACACACCCAGCCAUGCCCCUCCCCCAGUCCGGACCAGAAUCCCUGUCUCCAAGGUGCCAGUCCGUCGCCCUGGGAACAAGGCCGGCAACGCUACACCAGGGCCAGCCCCCAGGAAGUAGCUUUGGACCAGGCAGCCAUGAACUAUGGUGUCUUUGGACUAAACCUGUGUACACCAUCACUGGUCUA